Messenger RNA from Sparassis crispa, 576 nucleotides. RefSeq lists its product as hypothetical. Lineage: Eukaryota; Fungi; Basidiomycota; Agaricomycetes; Polyporales; Sparassidaceae. The transcript is spliced from 2 exons. Bases 1 to 576 code for a protein of 191 amino acids. The record is from RefSeq and is a predicted model, not a curated record.
AUGUCUCUGCUCUCUCGACUGUACUUGACUCGUUCUGUCGGGGUCGAGCGUGCACUACGCCCCCCUGUCAUAUGCACAUCUCGUCGGUAUUCUCAAAACGGCGAGGGGAAUCACCUCACCCGGGAUCGGCACAGGGAUGGGCAUCACGGUAACACCCCUACGUCCGAUGGACAAGGUGAACACGACGAGGGACACCUGUCAAGCGGGGACGAGAGCAUAAGCUUGCAGAAGUCCUCAUCCUCUACGCGAGCACGGGCACCUGAGACGGAAAGACAAACGGAGAACGCGGACGAGGCACUUUCUCCCCAUGAAUGCCUCAAACGGCUGUGGUACACGCGCGAUCGCAUAGCGUUCGCUCUCGGGUUCGAGGGCUCGAACUGGUCGGAGAUGAAGCACGAGAUGGAAAAGCAACCCGACUUCGACUGGCCAAGAUAUGCGCACAAGUCGCUGGCCCGGUGGCAAGUCCCGCUCGAGGAGUUCCGCCACAUCUUGAGCAUGCCGGACGACUUUGACGAUCCUGCCGACAUCGAUAGGCUACCUGCACUUGUAAAGUUCAGUUGUCGCCGGGAAAAAUAG